Molecule: messenger RNA, 4172 nt
Organism: Oncorhynchus keta (chum salmon)
Lineage: Eukaryota; Metazoa; Chordata; Actinopteri; Salmoniformes; Salmonidae
Product: zinc finger protein 239-like
Exons: 3
Coding region: 16-1503 (495 amino acids)
Biological process (GO): regulation of transcription by RNA polymerase II; central nervous system development
Cellular component (GO): nucleus
Molecular function (GO): DNA-binding transcription factor activity, RNA polymerase II-specific; RNA polymerase II cis-regulatory region sequence-specific DNA binding
Source: RefSeq, a predicted model, not a curated record
UGAGUAAGGACCCACAUGCAUACAAGUAGGCCUAUAGGCUACCUGGCCUGCGGGCAAAUGUACAUAAAUGUGCCCAUUUGGAGAUCUGAUAGUAUUUCUGGUUGGCUUAACGCACCAUCACUAAUGACCCGUGGAGCUUCUCAAAGUAAAUGUUGUCUUUUUCACCUCAAAACAGACAGAGCUAGUCCGUCCCCCUCCACCCUGCCGGAGUCCCCUGGAUACAACUCUCCCGGUAGAGCGUUACUGCUGGGUCUGAAGAGGGUGUCUGUGUGGCUGGUCGACUGCAGGAAAACACCAGGGCAGAGUGGAACUGUGAGAGAAGGACACGAGGAGGGAGAUUUGAUUUCAUCAAGUGACACCCCUAACCGCCGUUCUCGCAGUGGGAGGGGCUUAUCAUCUGGGGCGCUUCAACCAUAUCAUGUUGCUGACAAGACAGAGAAGAGUCUCUCCAGAUCAGAACGUCUCAAGAAACACCAGCAGAGACGUAUAGGAAAGAAACCUCACCACUGCUUCUCUGACUGUGGGAAGAGUUUCACAAGCCAGAGUGGCUUCAUUAUUCACACCGUAGAGAAACCGUACUGCUGCUCACAGUGUGGGAAGUGUUUCGCUGCUUCUAACACCUUCAAAUCUCAUCUGAGAAUUCAUAAAGGGGAGAGGCCUUACCCCUGCCUUGAUUGUGGUAAAAGAUUUUCUUAUUUGGGAGCCCUAAACAUACACCUGCGAACACACACAGGAGAGAAGCCUUAUAGCUGUGAUCAGUGUGGAAAGAGCUUCAGUCAAUCUGGGACCUUAAAUUCACACCAGCGAACACAUACCGGAGAGAAACCUUAUAGCUGUGAUCGGUGUGGGAAGAGAUUUGCUCAGUCAAGAGAGCUGACUAGACACCUGCGAACACACACAGGAGAGAAACCUUAUAGCUGUGAUCAGUGUGGGAAGAGCUUUGCUCUAUCAAAAGCCCUAACUAUACACCAGCGUAUACACACUGGAGUGAAACCUUAUAGCUGUGGUCAGUGUGGGAAAAGCUUCAAUCAGUCAGGCAACCUGACAACACACCAGCUAACACACACUGGAGAGAAGCCUUAUAGCUGUGGUCAGUGUGGGAUGAACUUUGCUCGAGCUUCCACCCUGAAUAGACACAAGCGAACACACACUGGAGAGAAACCUUAUAGCUGUGAUCAGUGUGGGAAGAGCUUUGCACUAUCAGAUAAACGAACUAUACACCAGAGAACACACACUGGAGAGAAGCCUUAUUGCUGUUACCAGUGUGGAAAGGGCUUUGCUGUAGCUUCCACCCUGAUUAGACACUAUCGAAAACACACUGGAGAGAAGCCUUAUAGCUGUGAUCAGUGUGGGAAAAGCUUUGCUGUAGCUUCCACCCUGAAUACACACCAGCGAACACACACUGGGGAGAAGCCUUAUAGCUGUGAUCAGUGCGGGAAAAGCUUUGCUGUAGCUUACAACAUGAUUAGACACCACCGAACACACACUGCAGAGAAACAUUAGAUAGAUAUGCAGUACAGGUAAGCCCUGUUGAUAGCUGCCAACAAGCCAUGUUGGGUGUGUCAAAGAUCAGUGGUUGGCUAGCUAGGGGCUUCUAAAAAUGUACGUUAGCUUGAAAGCCACUGAUUGUAACGUUAGUUGUGUGUAACACACGUUACCUUCCUUACAGGUCAAAAGAAAACCAGCAUAGGACAGCAUAAUGACUGACAUUUCAUGAUUGACAAGUCCUUUGUGAGCUAGCCAGCUAGAUAACGUUAACUCGCCGUUCGUGUAGUCAGACUUGCUAACUUUAGCCAGGCACUAGGGCAACAGUAGUUAGUUAGCUAGCACGUCACCACGUAAAUAAUCUGACUACACGAAUGUUGAGCUAAUGUUAACUAACAUAGCUAGCUAAACAUUAGCUAAAUAUCCCUGCCUUGGUGGGCUAAGUAACAUGUCACCACUUGGAAAAGUGUGAUUACACAAACAGUGAGCUAACAUUACCUAGUUGGCUAACUAGCUCACAGAGGACUUGUGAACUCGAUGUUUUUCCAAUACAAACUACAAAAUCGGUUUUGUUCCAGAGUGCUUCUGUUGUACAUGAUUAGUCAAAUGACCUGUGAAAUCAGUUAGCUUAAUUUCCAUCCCUGCUGACGUGUCUAUCUCAAGGCUAGUACUUUUCAGAUUGGGCUAGUAGAAAAGGUGCCAAACUAGCCCGACACAGCAGUGAAAUGUUGCCUUUACAAACAACGAAUGCCACAGAUUUAGGUCCCAAAUGUGCCCCGGGUUCGUAGACAUUGCGGUCUGCUGGCCAGUGACCAAAAUCCUUAAAUCCCAUCCCUGCAUGUCAGUUCCUUUCAGACGAUCCCCUGUUGGUCCGUCUCAGUGACCUUGUGGCUGAGGGUUUGAACUUUCCUCUUGAGAAUGAAGAAGUACAGUCAUAUAGCUCAUUGCAAGACCUCACCUCUUCGGGCAAAUAGUACUCUUCACUGUCCUGAUCAUCUGCUCUGAACAAAAAUAUAAAACGUAACAAUUUCAAAGAUUUUACUGAGUUACAGUUCAUGUAAAGAAAUCAGUCAUUUAAAUAAAUUCAUUCGGACCUAAUCUAUGGAUUUCACAUGACUGAGAUUACAGAUAUACAUAUGUUGGUCACAGAUACCUUAAAAAUAACCUAUAGGGGAGUGGAUGAGAAAAACAUUCAGCAUCUGGUGUGACCUGCAUUUGCCUCAUGCAACAUCACACAUCUCCUUUGCAUAGAGUUGAUCAGGCUGUUGGUUGUGGCCUGUGGAAUGUUGUCCCACUUAGGGCUGUGACAUUUUGUCAGUCGGUUAUUGUUAUGCAGACUGCCAGUCUCACAGUUAUUAACCAUUAACACGAGCAUGUUUAGCAUCUCCAGGUCUCCACACAUACAAGCUGCUGAUUCACACCUUUGAAACAUCUACAUAAAAAUAAAAAAUAAAGUCUAAAAUCUAUUUAAUAUACACCAUCACAAAAAUCCAUUAUUUAUUUUAGUCAGGACUAACAAAAUAUUAUGAUAUGAAGAAAAUGUAUUUCAGAAGAACAGAAUGAGUUGGCCUGCUGUGUAUUAUCUGGUUAUGCUCCAUGCCAUAGUUUAUUUAACCCUUAUUUUACCAGGUAAAUUGACUGAGAACAUAUUCUCAUUUACAGCAACGAUCCGGGGAAUAGUUACAGGGCAGAGGAGGGGGGAUGAAUGAGCCAUUUGGAAGCUGGGGAUGAUUAGGUGACUGUGAUGAUAUGAGGUCCAGAUUGGGAAUUUAGCCAGGACACCAGGGUUAACACCCUACUCUUACAAUACGUGCCAUGGGAUAUUUUCGUGACCAGAUAGUCAGGACACCCGUUUAACGUCCAGUCCGAAAGACAGCACCCUACACAGGGCAAUGUCCCAAAUCACUGCCCUGGGGCAUUGGGAUAUUUUUUUAAACCAGAGGAAAGAGUGCCUCCUAACUGGCCUUCCAACACCACUUCCAGCAGCAUCUGGUCUCCCAUCCAGGACCAAUCCUGCUUAGCUUCAGAAGCCAGCCAGCAGUGGGAUGCAGACAUGCUUCCUGCAAAGGCUGUAGGCUUGUUCAUUUAGCUGACAAAAGAUGCUUAUAAGGCCCAUGUCGUUAUUUUAUAUUAAAUUAUUUUCAUAGUAAGAAGAAUACAAUUGAUCUUAGCUGAAUAAAAUAGGAUAUUUUCCCAUUCCAGAGCGAAUAUGAAGUGGCUUUGUUGAAUGUAAAAGUGAUCAUUUGAAAAAGGUCCUAUACACUAGUUUUAGAGUUAUUUGGCAACUUUAGUUGUAAAUGAUAAACCUUAUGUUAUGAUUUCAAAGACAUUCUGUAUGGGCUGCAUGAUGCGAUUAUAGCCUAUUGAUGAUUUUGGGAAGUUACAAAAAAAAGAAGCUUGUGCUCUGUUCCUUGCCUCAGGCUGCACAGCUGUUCUCACAUCAAGUGAUCAGAUUUUCACCCAACAGACUACUCUCAAUUUAAUAUUUUCUUUACUAGUGUGUAAAAUUAGUUCUGAUUUAGAAUGGCCCCUUAUCAAAUGAACAGGAAAGGGAACAGGGGGAAAAGACAUGUCAUCCUUACGCACUUGAAUAGCAAAUGGUGGCAGCACACUGACCAGGUAGGCUACUUUUUAUUUUUUUGCAGAGCAUGUGCUUAAUAUGAGCAACUAAGAAAUAAAUAUAAAAA